Leopardus geoffroyi (Geoffroy's cat) is the source of this 1507-nucleotide messenger RNA. RefSeq names its product fibroblast growth factor 5 (gene FGF5). Lineage: Eukaryota; Metazoa; Chordata; Mammalia; Carnivora; Felidae. The transcript has 4 exons. Gene Ontology annotation, cellular component: cytoplasm. The coding region runs from base 255 to 1091 and encodes 278 amino acids. Gene Ontology annotation, biological process: cell differentiation; animal organ morphogenesis; regulation of cell migration. Gene Ontology annotation, molecular function: fibroblast growth factor receptor binding; growth factor activity. The record is from RefSeq and is a predicted model, not a curated record.
UACACAAAGCGGCGGGUGAGGGGAAGCUUCGCAGGCGUGCACCAAGCAGUGAGAUCACUGGCGUUAUAAAUAUCCCAGUUCCUGCGCCGAGAUCCAUUCGAGUGGCCUCUCUCUCUCUCCCUCCCUCUCUUCCCCGAGGCUAUGUCCACCCGGUGCGGCGAGGGGGGCAGCGCCAGAGGCACGCAGCCGCGCGGGGGCUACGGAGCCCAGAACCAACCCUACAAGAUGCACUUAGAACCCCCGCGGCUGGAAGAAUGAGCUUGUCCUUCCUCCUCCUCCUCUUCCUCAGCCACCUAAUCCUCAGCGCCUGGGCUCACGGGGAGAAGCACCUCGCCCCCAAAGGGCAACCCGGACCCGCAGCCACCGGUCGGAACCCGGCGGGCGCCAGCAGCAGUAGGAGCAGCAGGGGCACGACGUCUUCCUCUUCUUCCUCCGUCUCCUCCUCCCCCUCGGCUUCUCUGGGCAACCAAGGAAGCGGCUUGGAGCAGAGCAGUUUCCAGUGGAGCCCCUCGGGGCGCCGGACCGGCAGCCUCUACUGCAGAGUGGGCAUCGGUUUCCAUCUGCAGAUCUACCCAGAUGGCAAAGUCAAUGGCUCCCAUGAAGCCAAUAUGUUAAGUAUUUUGGAAAUAUUUGCUGUGUCUCAGGGGAUUGUAGGAAUACGAGGAGUUUUCAGCAACAAAUUUUUAGCGAUGUCAAAAAAAGGAAAACUCCAUGCAAGUGUUUGUUAUCUCUAUGGAAAUCCCCAUAGAGCACCUUUCUGGAUUUAUAUGAGGCCAAAUUUACCGAUGACUGCAAGUUCAGGGAGCGAUUCCAAGAAAACAGCUAUAAUACCUAUGCCUCAGCAAUACACAGAACUGAGCCAGCAGGCCGGGAAUGGUAUGUGGCCCUCAACAAGAGAGGGAAAGCUAAGCGAGGCUGCAGCCCGCGGGUUAAACCCCAGCACAUCUCUACUCACUUUCUGCCAAGAUUCAAGCAGCUGGAGCAGCCAGAACUUUCUUUCACGGUCACUGUUCCUGAGAAGAAAAAGCCACCCAGUCCUGUCAAGCCAAAGGUUCCCCUUUCUGCACCUCGGAAAAGUCCCAACACCGUGAAGUACAGACUCAAAUUUCGCUUUGGAUAAUAUUCUUCUUGGCCUUGUGAGAAACCAUGCCUUCGCCUCAGGAGUUUCCACGGGUGUCUUUAUGGCUCUGAAGAAAAACGUUCGGAUACACCUGCAGCUACACUCCACCAUAGUGAAGUCCAGUCACUUGUUUCAGCGCGACUGAAACAAAACUGUUUUCUGAUAGGAACUGAACUGGAAUUCUUUGUCCAACAUAGGGAGCACACUGCUUCAGUCAGGACGACAUAAAGCCUUUUGCUUUAUGCUUCGUGCAUACUCUGUAUUUGGAGAAAGUUAAACAGCGUGGACUAUGUAUUUUUCUGACUUUUACAGAUCAACCUGAAAGAACAUACAUGAUACAUUUUUAUUUUUGGUUUCCAAAGAAUAUUUUGAUGCAGAUAAAAUAUU